This is a messenger RNA of Dromiciops gliroides (monito del monte), 2038 nucleotides long. It is a transcript of the gene DNAJA3, whose product is annotated as DnaJ heat shock protein family (Hsp40) member A3. The record is from RefSeq and is a predicted model, not a curated record. Gene Ontology annotation, cellular component: mitochondrion. Gene Ontology annotation, molecular function: heat shock protein binding; ATP binding; protein kinase binding. The transcript is spliced from 12 exons. Gene Ontology annotation, biological process: protein folding; response to heat; mitochondrion organization. The coding region runs from base 15 to 1460 and encodes 481 amino acids. NCBI's taxonomy places the organism in Eukaryota, Metazoa, Chordata, Mammalia, Microbiotheria, Microbiotheriidae.
GUCCCCAAGCCAAGAUGGCGGCGAGGUGCUCCUCACGCUGGUUUUCGCUGGCUGUGGGGACCCCCCGGCUGCCGGCUGCGGCGGGGAAAAGGGCUCGGGCACCCUGGGAGAGCACUGUAGUGGUCUCUCUAGGCCGUAGGUUGAGCAAUGCCGCCCUCUCGCCUCGUUUGGGAGUAUGCGUCUCAGGGAGACUCCUGACUUUGAGACCCAGCGUCAGCCUCUCAGGAAUAAAAUUUUACCCUUUAAUUUGUACUGCUCCAUUUCACACGAGUUCCCCUUCCUCAGCCAAAGAUGAUUAUUACCAGAUAUUAGGAGUACCCCGAACUGCCAGCCAGAAAGAGAUCAAGAAAGCCUAUUACCAGCUUGCCAAGAAAUACCACCCUGACACUAAUAAGGAUGAUCCUAAGGCUAAAGAAAAGUUCUCACAGUUAGCAGAAGCCUAUGAGGUGUUAAGUGAUGAAGUGAAGCGAAAACAGUAUGAUACUUAUGGUUCAGCUGGCUUUGACUCUGGAACAGGAAGUUCUGGACAGAGCUAUUGGCGAGGUGGCCCUACUGUUGACCCAGAAGAACUUUUUAGGAAGAUCUUUGGGGAGUUUUCAGGAUCUUCAUUUGGAGACUUCCAGAGUGUAUUUGAUCAGCCUCAGGAGUACAUCAUGGAACUGACAUUCAUUCAAGCUGCAAAGGGUGUUAACAAAGAAUUUACUGUGAACAUUAAUGAUUCAUGUGAGCGAUGCGAUGGCAAAGGAAAUGAACCUGGCACCAAAGUUCAGCAGUGUCAUUACUGUGGUGGCACAGGCAUGGAAACCAUAAAUACAGGCCCUUUUGUGAUGCGUUCUACAUGUAGGCGAUGUGGAGGUCGCGGAUCCAUAAUAACUACUCCUUGUGUAGUAUGUAGGGGAACAGGACAAGCCAAACAGAAGAAGAAGGUCGUGGUCCCAGUACCUGCAGGAGUGGAGGAUGGCCAGACUGUUAGAAUGCCUGUAGGGAAAAAAGAAAUUUUCAUAACAUUCAAGGUUCAAAGAAGUCCUGUGUUUAGGAGGGAUGGAGCAGAUAUCCACUCAGACCUCUUUAUUUCUGUGGCUCAAGCUGUCCUUGGUGGGACAGCAAGAGCUCAGGGGCUAUAUGAGACAAUCAAUGUUACGAUCCCUCCUGGAAUACAAGUUGACCAAAAGAUUCGAAUGAGUGGGAAAGGCAUCCCCCGGAUUAAUAGCUAUGGCUAUGGUGACCACUACAUUCACCUAAAGGUUAGAAUCCCCAGAAGACUGACAAGCAGGCAGCAAAGCCUGAUGCUCAGCUAUGCAGAGGAUGAGACUGAUGUCGAAGGGACAGUGAAUGGUGUCACAAAUACAGCUGCUGGUGGCAGCACCAUGGAUAGCUCUGCCAAAGACAGAGCUAGGCCUGAGGCUGGGGAGAACAAGAAGGGAUUCCUUUCCAAACUUAAGAAAAUGUUUAGUUCCUGAUAUCCCUGGCGAGGCAAACGGUCCACUGGAAACUAGACAGAGGAAGUCGCAGGGACACAUUAUUCUGUCUGUUGGACUGGAAAGUGAAAGGACUCCAGAUCAAUAGCACAGCAGCUGCAUGUGGAGGCUCUCUGAAAUACUUCAGCAACAGUAAAAUCAUGUGACAAAUUUCCCCUUAGAAUAGGGUUACCAGUGGAUGGACUUAUCAAUAAGAUAUGCCUUAACUCUAAGAUAGACCUGAUAUCUUAACAGAUGAUGGAGAUUUCCUGUCCAUGGGAACGUACCCAAAUCCUUCUGAUUCUGCACAUAGUAGAACAAAUACAUACUUCUUAUGGAGCCAAAAUUUUAAUUUGGAUUUGGAUGUGGGCCAGAAUUGUAGCUAUGAAACUUAAAAAACAAACAAGAAAAAAACACAAAACCUCUGCCCACAGCUUAAAAUGAAGCCUUAAGCUGCAUUUGGCUGUGAACUAAUUAACUUUUCACUCACCAAGUAUCCUGAGGAAUUGCCCAAUGAAUCCGUCCCUAUAGGCUGUCUUCUUUAGGAGCCUAUACUCAGCAUACCUUGACAAUAUCCUUUU